Molecule: messenger RNA, 992 nt
Organism: Scheffersomyces coipomensis
Lineage: Eukaryota; Fungi; Ascomycota; Pichiomycetes; Serinales; Debaryomycetaceae
Exons: 2
Coding region: 11-601 (196 amino acids)
Cellular component (GO): methionyl glutamyl tRNA synthetase complex
Molecular function (GO): tRNA binding; tyrosine-tRNA ligase activity
Source: RefSeq, a predicted model, not a curated record
AUAAACAAUCAUGAUACGAAGUUUAACCAGAUUAUACUCUACAGUCCCUAAGAUUGAAUUUCCUCCAAGUUUAUUACAUUUAAAAGUUGGGAAAAUCAUUCAAUGUGAGAGACAUCAAAAUGCUGAAAAGCUUUAUGUGAGUCAAAUUCAAAUUAAUAAUGAUGACGAGAAUAAUAUUAAUAAUACGAUUCAAGUAUGUUCAGGAUUAGUCAAUUAUAUUCCCAUUGACCAAAUGUUACAUAAACGAGUUAUAUUAGUGAUGAAUUUAAAACCGUCCAAAAUGAGAGGGAUCAAAUCAGAAGCUAUGGUGUUGGCUACUGAGAAAGUGGGAUGUGAUAAUAAUGAAGACACGUAUAAAGUUGAAUUAAUAAAUCCACCAAUAUCAUCACUGAUAGGUCAACGAUUACAAUUUGAGAAAUUUGAAUCUGAGUCGGAACCGUCGCGAUUGAAGCCGAAAAUUUGGGAACAGAUUCAAUUACAUUUAAUGACUAAUGAAAAGGGGGAAGCGGUUUAUAUUGAUGAUGACAAGAAUCAAUAUUUAUUAAAACAUGGUGAUGAUGUGGCCAAAUCAGAUACGUUGUGUAAUAGUAUUAUUCGAUAAAUAGAUGAAUAGAGAUGGUUAAGAACAAGCGAUUAAAAAUGAGCUCAUAACAAGAAUUUAUUGAAUAAAUGUACGAUAGGUAAUGCAAAGUUUAGAGGCGUUUGUUGAAUACGAAUCAACGAUAGAAAAAGUAGGAGUAAGCCAUGGAAAUAUAUGGCUAUAUGGUAGAAUAUUGAAAAUGGUAAAAUAUAAAAGAAAAGAUCUGGAAUAGGCAAUUUAUAACAUGAAGAAUGUAGAUCGCGUAUUAUUAUUUGUUCUCCACAGUGAUAAAUAUUAUAAGGAGAGAGAGAUGGACAUUGUUUAAUAUAUUUAUAUUAUAUAUAUGUACAACAUUAUGAUGAUAAUGAUGAUGAUACAAGGCUGAAAAGGAUAAAGUAAACAAGGCUAAAUC